Molecule: messenger RNA, 564 nt
Organism: Babjeviella inositovora NRRL Y-12698
Lineage: Eukaryota; Fungi; Ascomycota; Pichiomycetes; Serinales
Exons: 1
Coding region: 1-564 (187 amino acids)
Biological process (GO): Rho protein signal transduction
Cellular component (GO): cytoplasm; cytosol; membrane
Molecular function (GO): protein binding; Rho GDP-dissociation inhibitor activity
Source: RefSeq, a predicted model, not a curated record
AUGUCCACCGAAAACAUCAUUCCAGCAACAGCAGUGAACCCCGAUGAAGACGCGAAAGAUGUCGUUGAGGAGACUCCCAAGCAACCUGAAGACGCGCUUCCCGAGCAAACAGGCGAGCCUCUUCCAGACUUCCAAGUAAUUAGCUUGAUCAUCAACUACGAUGAUGGCCUGCCGUCCGUUGAGUUAAUUACUGGGAAUGUCGACGGCUCGGAUGCGGGGGCCCAGUUGCAUUUCCGUGUGCCAGAAUACGCCAAGUACUUCACCACCUUUAAUUUUAUUGUUAGGAACCGGACUUUGAAGAAUAUCAAGUACAAACAGGUCGUGAAGAAGGCCGGAAUUCCGUUCAGGACCCGUAUGGUGGAAAUUGGGCCAGAGUUUGCUCCGAACGAUCCAAAGAACGGUCCUGCAAUCUAUAGUGUUGAUUUACCAGGCGAGGAAACCCCAGGCGGGUUUUUGGUCCGGGGCCUGUACUCUGCUCACUCAACCUACUACGCCGGGCCGGAGGAAGAAAUUAUUUUGGAGAGCCCAUGGACGCUCGAGAUUGUUAAGAAAGUAAAGACCUGA